GUGUGUAUGUGUGUGUAGGGGGGGUUAGCAAGAGGGAGAUAACGAGAGAGAGAGAGAGAGAGAGAGAGAGAGAGAGAGAGAGCAAGAGAGAGAGAGGGGAGAGAGAGAGGGAAGAGGAGAGCGAGAGAGAGACAAAGCUAUGAAAUUCAUCAGUGCGGUUUCCCUGCUUCUACUCUUUCCAGCUCUGAGCCUUAAUACUCGACCUUGCGCUCAGCUCUGAUUUUAACUGUGGAGGUCUGGUGAGAAGUGGAGAGGAGCUUUUGUACAACAGGGCUAUGAGGGUCUGGAAAAGAAGCUGAAAGAAGUGUUCAUGGAAAGAAGUGGAAUCCUGCGACAGCUUUCGAAAACAUCAAAGGAGCUGGAUGGGAUUAAAGGGAACCUGCAGUCACUGAAAAAUGAUGAAGCGGUGGCAAAGAAAGAUGUACAGCGAAUUCUGGCUUUGAGCCAGAAGCAAAGGGAGGAGAUGAAGUCCCUCCAGGAAGCCUUGCAGAAGCAGCUUAAUGAAGCUGCAGAGAAGGCCGAGAAGCAGCAGGCUACUAUCAAUUUCCUAAAGGCUGAGAUGGAAAGGAAGACAAAAAUAAUCAAAGACUUGCAGCAGGAGAACAAAAGCUUAAAGAACAAGCUCCUGUCAGGCAGCAAGCUCUGUGGUAUCCAUGCAGAGGAGUCCAAAAAAAUCCAGGCUCAGCUGAAGGAGCUGCGCUACGGCAAGAAGGAUUUGAUUUUUAAGGGGCAGCAGCUCACAGAUCUGGAGCUUAAACUAACUGCAGCUAAGAAGGAGCUGGAGAAGGCAGCGCUAGACAAGGAGUCACAGCUGAAGGCCCUGAAGGAGACAGUACAUCUCUGUCUGUCAUCGGUCCUGCGCAAUCAGCCUCCCACUGCGAAUCAAAUCCCUUCAAAGCCAUCGGAGAGGUUGACAUCCCUGCUCACAAACAGCUCCGGAGUUCUGUUCCAGCAGCCACACACCAAGGAUAUUUCUCUGCCUUGGAAGAGCGAAGCUUUGAAAACCGUGACCACGAAUGGCGAGCCUGUCAAGAUGGGUAUUCGGGGGCUCUCAGAGUGUCCGUCUCUAAAUGUUGGCAAGAAUUGUUCUCAAAACCAGACUGAACAAGGGUCAUUGGAGAAGAAGGCAGUUAAACUAAAUCCAUAUGUUCAGCAGAAGGCCCUCAACCCCUCAUGGGAGAAAACAGACGUAUAUUAAAGUCAAUUGAAGACAACAAGAAAAUACUAGAAAAUGAGGACAACAAGAAGGAGGCCAAUGGAAUAUGAGUCACAAAAUUGUAACAAUCCAAUUGUAGAUAUUGUGAAGACUUGCAUUGGAACAUUCUGUAUGCUAGGCUGUCGUUUUCUUUCUAGUGGAGGUGUAGUCUAGCACUGAGGCAUGUCCCACCCCCCACCCCUAUCUUCACUUUAGUACUUGUCUAUUUCUAAAUGGAACUUCCCUUGUGAAAAUGAAACAUAUUGUAACAACGUGCGGCGUUUCAUUUCAUGAAAAUAAAACCUCUGUUGACAGACCAAUAUUCAGAACGGUUCGUUUAUUAAAAUGAAAUUAACUCAAUUGCCAGAUGAAGCCAAUGGCAAAGUUAAUAAAGUGGAGACAUCAGUCACUGUAAUGUCUAAAGCGUCUGUAUAGUAAUAACACCCAUAGGACAUGCAGCUGUUUGUCUCUUCUCCUCUAAUGACAGUGAGCUUUUAAUUGCAUCAAAAUGGCAGCAGAUCUAAAUAAAGACAUAUUUCAAAUCAGUAUCACCUUUCUGAUGUUUGCUAUAUUGAUACAGACAGAAAUCCACUGAAGAGAUGCAUGAGCACUGACUUUACAUUAAGUGUCUCUAAUUAUUGUUUAUUUACAUAGUAGUUACUUAGUAAAUUACAAUGUUAUUAUGCAUAGUUACAAUGUACUUCACAUGCAUUUAUUUGCACGAUAUAACCCUUACCCUAACCCUAACUCUAAACCUAACCCUAACAUGAAACAAUUGUGCAAAACAAUUUACACAUCAAGUACAUUGUAACUAUGCAUAAUAACAUUGUAAUCAUGUGUAAGUAUUCAUGUAUUUACUAAGUAACUGUUAUGUAACUACACAGUAAUAAGAGACACAAUGUAAAGUGUUACUGAUUGUUUAACAUAACCAUGGUACCCAGAGCUCCCUAUUUUAAUUAGGUAAGAGAUGGCAAUAUUUAAAUCUGCCUCUGUUAAGAUACACCCCAGUAUUUUCACAUCACUUCCACCCCCCAAUCCCUGACUCAAUCUCCUGAUUCCAGGUUCAGUUUUUUCAGAACUUUCAGGAGCACAUAUAAUUGUUCCGAACCAAUAAUUCCAUGAUAGGAUCUUAGAGUUCUCAAAGAUCUAGUCAAAACUCUGAGGAAAAUACACAAAAUAACCCAUACAUUAUUCUGGCUUCUUAUAUAUAAUUUUCAGGUUUCAUACACAGUUAAUAAUACUGGUACGAUCCUAAGGUGUGAGUUUUAUCAUGAAGCAGAGACCUACUAGGUAUGCUAAGUGCUAUCAGCUUCACCCCAGGAGAUAUAUAGCAGACACCAAUGUGCUCAUUACCCAAUGAAAUCACUCCCGUCUCCAGAAGUAAUUGCUGAAAUAAAAUAGCAGUUAUGCUACAGUACAUUUCUUUAAAUGUGAAAAUCCUGACAUUUGCAUAUUGUCACUGAAAUGUCACAUCACACUCUGUGACUCGAUUAUUAAUGACCAAAGAACAACUUAAGAUUGUUUUGGUUUUUCAUUAAUUCAGCAGCACACUUUCAGUCCUCGGUCACACUGCAGCUGUAUUUAUUGAUGAAUACAAAUCUUUAAAAGAAAAAGAGGAAGAGGGUGAAUAGAAUAAUUCCUCGAAUCACAAGGGCGGCACUAGCAACAGCUUUUAUGUUACAUAGUUAUUCUCCUAAUGCUCCAGUGCUGUUCAAAGUGCCUGUAAUAAAUACAGCAACACGUGUGUAGCUUGAUUUUGAAGUGCAUCAUAUAAUCUGUUGUUAUAUGACACCUUUCAUACUGAUUAUCAACAAGAAUAUAGGAAAUAUUAUAUACAGGACACAUGUUAAAAAAAAGAAGCUGCCUUGUGCCUGGCCGAAAAGUGUGUCUUCUUGACUUAGUUUCUGAUAUGUUAUGUUGCACCUUAUAACAUUUUUUUUUAUUAUUUUGUAACUGAAUUUUGUUAUAUUAUUAAUAGCUGGAUCAUUAAUCAACAUGUGCAUUGCUUUCAAAAGUUAGCAAAAAAAAAAAACACACAAGAAACAGAAUUCUGCAAAAGUCACUUAUUCAAUUCUUUAAGAUAUUAUAUUUUGGUCCACUGUUUAAGAUUAAAAUAUUUUGUAUUAGCCUUUGAUCAAUAACUGGGGGGGGGGGGAGUGCCUGCAGAUAAUAUUGCACAUGUAUUAAAGAAUGCAACCAACUCUAGAAUGGUUACAACCAACAGCAGCUCAAUAUAUUUCAUUUUUGCAAGGGUUUUCUAUCUGUAACGUGUGUGUGUUUAUUUCAAAGCAAUACUUUAAACAUUAAGAAAAAAAACAAUGAUUGUGUGCAUUUUUUUAUAAACCACUUUGUAGUAUGACUCUUGUAUCUAGACUUUAGGACUAUUGUCAGCUAUUACUAAUGGUUUUGCAGGAAACCCGACAAUCAAUCUUUUUAUGACAGAAGUUUCGAUAUAAAGGAAAUCGUAGUUGCUAUGUCUUUGUCGAAUAAACAAGUUGCUAUUGUGCUGGUGAAAUUUAAAUAGAAAAUGUUCAAUAUUUAUUUUGUUAUGAUUGAUCCUCUUUUUCUCAGCAAAUCACUACGCCAUUAAUAAAACAAAAAAGAAAAACAAGAUUUGUAGAAUGUUCUAUUUUGCAACAUUUUUGUCAGUAUUUUCACAUAUUGCUUCGUGCACAGACUUUAGAUUAUUUAAGAGGCCAUCUAUAGGUAUAUAAUAAUCUACACUAGAGCUUUCUAACUUUACUGCAAGGAAUAUCCAUACAUUACUGUAUGUACAAACGUCUUCUCUGCCUUCUUAAUGAAUUUGCACAGUUACGAGAAAAUUGAUUGGAAGUUUUGAAUCAUUUAUGCCGAUGGGUGCUCAAGGGAGGGAACAGAACAUUUCCCGAAAUUUUUCAAAUAUUGAUAACACACUAUCACACUUACACAUAGAAAAUGCAUUGAGACAACUGGCUAUGCAAUGUAACACUGCACCUACACAUUACAGUUUUACUGUAGAUUAUUUAAACACUGCUUAAAGCUGUGUACUUUUUGCAGAGUUAGGCAAAUAGACUCUGUAUGAUACAUUAUUUAUUAAUUAGUAAUUUAGCAGAUGCUUUUAUUCAAAGCUAGUUACAGAGACUAGGGGGUGAACUAUGCAUCACAACUGCUGCUGCAGAGUCACUUAUAAUAGGACCUUGGUUUUACGACUCGAAUUAGGUAAGAUAUACAAAGAUUUUGGCACAAGUUCUUGAAAGAGCUGUUGAAUGUUAAAGGCUGGGGUUGUCAUGGUAAUAUUGUGUUUUUAUGUCUUGUCUUUGCUAACUUUACUGCAGCAUUUUAUUAUCCCUUUCACUGAGCCUGUGUUGUGUCAAAUAUUGUUUUGCUCUGCCGUCUCUAUUAACGUUGCUAGAAAAGAUGAUCAGACCUAGCCUCUCAGAUGUAAAAGAGUCUUUUUUAUUUAGUUUAGGGGGCUGUUAUAUGUCUUUUAAAACUAGAGAGUUUGUUACCUGCUUGUUCUGAAUUCGUUGUAUAUUGUCCUCUCGAAUAAAUGAUUUGGUGCUAUUAAAGUGUGUUGUUAAUAGUGUUGUUGGUAACAUUAAGGCUGACAAACCAUUACUAAAGCAAAGCCAGUUUGGAGAUUAUAUCACAGCAUACAGUUAAAAGCAACAUGCUAAUUUCCAUUCUAUAGUUAUUUAGUUUAGAGAUCCUUUAUUAGUGUGUUAAUUAUGCUUAGAAAUAUUAACAUUUAUACACAAUAACCUGUUAUAAUAUUUUUUAUAUCAUUAUAACCACAUGUAACAGAUUCAUUAAAUGUUACUAAUACAGGCGCCUGGUAAACUGUACCUUAAUUAAACAUAUUCUGAAAUCCGUACCUCACCCUGUGAACGAUACCUUAAUAAAAACCAAUGUUUCCUUUAAUAAACUCAAACAA
Messenger RNA from Acipenser ruthenus (sterlet), 5108 nucleotides. Its product is annotated as leucine zipper protein 2-like. The transcript has 13 exons. Lineage: Eukaryota; Metazoa; Chordata; Actinopteri; Acipenseriformes; Acipenseridae. The coding region runs from base 311 to 1198 and encodes 295 amino acids. The record is from RefSeq and is a predicted model, not a curated record.